AAUUAGGGAAAGGUAAUAGCGUCAGCGUUCGUGCGGGGAAAAUCGUACAUGUUGGCUAAACCAGUGGCCACAGCCGUGCACCAGUCGGUCGAACAGCAGGGAAACAGGCCACGGCGGGUCGCCCCCCACAUCGGCUAGAACACACCACCAUCACCACCAUGGCGGAUCUUACGCGACCGCCCCUGUGUGACAUCAAGCGACCCGAGGAAGUGGUGAAAAUGUCGAUGACGGACAACCUCAAGUUCGCCGUCCUGAUCGGACUGAUCGAGGUGGGCCAGGUGUCAAACCGGGAGGUGGUUAACACGGUGCUGCAUCUGCUCGUCGGCGGUGAGUUCGAUAUGGAACUGAACUUCGUCGUGCAGGACGCCCAAAACGUGAAGCACAUGCUCGAACUGUUGGAUCACUGCCCGGCAAACCUGCAGGCGGAAGUGUGGAGCGUGUUUAUAGCGAUCCUGAAGAAGAGCGUCCGCAACCUGCAGGCGUGCACCGAAAUCGGUCUGAUCGAACAUGUGCUGGCACGUUUGCAGCAAGCCGAACCGAUCGUUGCCGAUCUACUCAUCGAAAUGCUUGGUGUUCUCGCCAGCUAUAGUAUUACGGUGAAGGAGCUAAAGCUACUGUUCGGUGCGAUGAAGGCGGUCAACGGGAAAUGGCCGCGCCAUUCGGCCAAGUUGCUUAAUGUGUUGAAACAGAUGCCGCAUCGGAACGGACCGGACGUGUUUUUCAGCUUUCCCGGCCGUAAGGGUUCGGCUGUAGUACUACCACCGUUGGCAAAAUGGCCGUACGAGAACGGAUUUACCUUCAGCACCUGGUUCCGGCUGGAUCCGAUCAACUCCGUUAACAUCGAGCGUGAAAAGCCCUACCUAUACUGUUUUAAAACGUCCAAAGGUGUCGGAUACACAGCACACUUCGUGGGCAACUGCCUGGUACUAACGUCCAUGAAGGUGAAGGGCAAGGGUUUCCAGCACUGCGUGAAGUACGAGUUUCAGCCGCGCAAGUGGUACAUGAUUGCCAUUGUAUAUAUCUACAACCGGUGGACGAAGAGUGAGAUCAAGUGCCUGGUGAAUGGCCAGCUAGCGUCGAGCACGGAAAUGGCCUGGCUAGUGUCAACGAACGAUCCGUUCGAUAAGUGCUACGUUGGUGCCACGCCGGAACUGGACGAGGAGCGUGUAUUCUGCGGACAGAUGGCCGCCAUCUAUCUAUUCUCGGAGGCGCUUACCACGCAGCAAAUUUGCGCCAUGCAUCGACUCGGCCCUGGCUACAAGUCCCAGUUCCGCUUCGACAACGAGUGCUAUCUGAAUCUGCCGGAUAACCAUAAGCGGGUGAGUGAGGCGAAAGCCAUCAUUUCGUCGCUUUCUCCAACGCCACUGGCUCCGACCGAGUCCACUAUCCAUAGAAAUCUAGUUAGUGGCAGCACUGUUGCUGCUACCGCUGCUGCCGCUGCUGCUACUACUGCUGCUACCGGUGCCGCUGCUGCCGACCACCACCACCACCCGUCCUCGUUUUCCUCAUCCCCGAUUGCGGCUUCGGCCAGUUCCGGUGUUGCGCUUGCUUCCGCUGCCCCGGGCUCCGGUGGCGAAUCGUUUGAUUUAGUAUCCGUGCUGUACGAUGGGAAGCUGUCGAGUGCUAUCGUUUUCAUGUACAAUCCGGUCGCAACGGACGGCCAGCUGUGCUUACAAUCGGCUCCCAAGGGCAAUCUGUCGUACUUUGUACACACACCGCAUUCGCUUAUGCUUCAGGACGUAAAGGCUGUUGUGACUCAUUCCAUCCACUGUACGCUGAACUCAAUCGGCGGUAUACAGGUGCUGUUUCCACUAUUUUCCCAGCUCGACAUGCCUUACGAAGGCACCGACGUACGAAAGGAUCCAACACUAUGCGCCAAGCUGCUUGGAUUUAUUUGUGAGCUGGUAGAAAGCUCACAAACGGUACAGCAGCACAUGAUACAGAAUCGAGGAUUUUUGGUGAUAUCCUUUAUGCUGCAACGUUCCUCCCGCGAUCACCUAUCGUUAGAUGUGCUGGGAUCGUUUCUGAGUCUUACCAAGUAUCUGGUGACUUGCCUGUCCGCCAACUCGGAUCUCUUGCUCAAACAGCUCUUCUGUUUCUCUUUCCUCACCUGGCAGCUGCUAGAUCACGUGCUGUUCAAUCCGUCGCUGUGGAUCUACACACCGGCCACGGUACAGGCUCGCCUGUACGCGUAUCUCGCGACAGAAUUUCUCAGCGACACCCAAAUCUACAGCAAUGUUCGACGCGUCAGCACGGUCCUGCAGACGGUACACACGCUCAAGUUCUACUACUGGGUGGUGAAUCCGCGCGCGAAGAGUGGCAUUACACCGAAGGGUCUCGAUGGGCCACGACCUGCCCAGAAGGACAUCCUGGCGAUCCGUGCGUACAUACUGCUGUUUCUCAAGCAGCUGAUCAUGAUCGGUAACGGGGUGAAGGAUGACGAGCUGCAGAGCAUCCUCAACUACCUGAUGACGAUGCACGAGGACGAAAAUCUGCACGACGUGCUGCAAAUGCUGAUUUCGCUCAUGUCCGAGCAUCCGAGUUCGAUGGUGCCGGCGUUCGAUGUGAAGCACGGUGUGCGUACGAUCUUCAAACUGCUCGCUGCGGAAAGCCAACUGAUCCGGCUACAGGCACUGAAGCUGCUCGGAUUCUUCCUGUCACGCAGCACGCACAAGCGAAAGUACGACGUUAUGUCACCGCACAAUCUGUACACGCUGCUCGCCGAACGGUUGCUGCUGUACGAGGAAUCCGUUUCGCUGCCAACGUACAAUGUGCUGUACGAGAUCAUGACCGAGCACAUUUCGCAGCAGAUUCUGUAUGCGAAGCACCCGGAACCGGAAAGUCACUACCGGUUGGAGAAUCCGAUGAUACUGAAGGUGGUGGCGACGCUCAUACGCCAGUCGAAGCAGUCCGAGCAGCUCAUCGAGGUGAAGAAGCUGUUCCUGUCCGACAUGACGCUGCUGUGCAACAAUAAUCGCGAAAAUCGACGCACCGUACUGCAGAUGAGCGUAUGGCAGGAGUGGUUAAUCGCGAUGGCGUACAUACAUCCGAAAAGCUCGGAAGAGCAGAAACUGUCCGAUAUGGUGUACUCGCUGUUCCGGAUGUUGUUGCACCAUGCAAUCAAGUACGAGUACGGUGGGUGGCGCGUGUGGGUCGAUACGCUCGCGAUCGUGCACUCGAAGGUGUCGUACGAAGAGUUUAAGCUCCAAUUCGCCCAAAUGUACGAACACUACGAAAAGCAUCGUACGGAUAACAUUACCGAUCCUGCCCUUCGCCAGCAGCGCCCGAUAAGCACGAUCAGUGGCUGGGAGCAUGGUGCAAACGGGAGCAAUGGAAGUGGGGGCGGCGGGAAGGAAGGUGAGCUAGAUAUGCACGGCAAGUGUGUGAAGCAGUUAGCGCCGGGUCCUGGUGUGUCGCCACCCGGUUGCGUUUGCGAACCGGAAACGGGUGAAACGAUGGUCGACACUAGCGUAAUGAUGGCAAAGCAGCAAGCGAUCGGGUUUCAAGGCUGUCAAUCGGGCACGCCUGCAAGCGGGCCCAACAAUAAUGGAUACACACGAUCCGCCGGGGAGACGGAUCUAAUAGCCGAGGAGGAUGAGGAGGAGGCACAGAACGCGGCUGUCGCUGACGAAGAUGCCGAAGAUGUGUUGGACGAGGAAGAGGAGGAGGAGGAGGAAGAAGAAGAUGAGGAAGACGACGAGCAGGAAGGUGAUGGAGAAAGGAGUGGGUUUGCUGCGGUACAUCAACCCGUUGGCGUUGCAAAUCACGCCAAUGCGGCCACAACCUCCGAAAGUGUGGUUAAAACAAUCGUCGAUGAAAUUAUCGAUAAAUCGGCAAGUAUGUUGGAAGAGAACGAAAACGCAGCUGGCGUGGAUGAACGCCACCCGAAAGAAGCACCAGCAGAACCGACAUCCUCGCCAGUAAUUAAGGAUGAAGAGAUCGAGCUGGCUGUAAAUGAGGUGGUCAAGAUGAACCAGAACGCGCUGAAACCGGUAGAAGGGGAGGACGUGAGUGGGGAGAGCGGUGGUGAUUCGGUUGUUGAUCUGGCGACGCGUGGUAGUGUGGAACCGGUCGGCAGCACACCGUCGGUAUCAUCCACCGUCAGCAGUUCACCGUCGGUUGCCUGUGUCAGUGAUAGAACAAAUGAUAGAACUGUACCGAUGUCACCGGUGCUCCAGAGUGAACCGGAUGCACAGAAGGUGGCUGCUGCCGUCGGCAGCAUCGUAGACGAGAUGCUCGAUCGGUGCUUCCCAAUGGAAGAAGAAGCGGCGGAUCAGUCCGCGUGUCCUGAGCGGCUAGCUUCCGAGAUGCAACAGGUCGUCGAUUCGAUUAUAACUGAUGCAGUUGAGAAGGUGGAAAAGGGUACGGUGGAUGAGGGGCAGGAGGAAGCGACUGAUGGACGGCAGGAAGAUGAUAGUGUGCAGCACCACCAUCACCAUCAUCACCAUCGUCACCAUCCACACCACCACCAUCAUCAUCAUCCGCAUCAUGCGCACGAGGGUAAAGAUCAGCGAAUUUCGGUUGUAUCAGACGCAAUGGAAGGAAUGGCAAUCAAUGACAAACAGCAGCAGCAGCAGCAACAACAACCACACACCGGUGGUAGUUUAAUCGAGGAAGAGGAAGAUGAAGUAGAAGAAGAGGAGGAAGAAGAGGAGGAGGUGGAAGAGGAGGAGGAAGAAGAGGAGGAUGAUGAUGGAGAGGUGCUGGUGGCGGAAACGGAGGAACCACUCGGCGAACCGACUGCCGAUGCUGGUGCGAGUGCCGCCGCCAUUGUCAAACAGAAUAAUAGCAAUAAUAGUACCGCACCAUCGAAACGUGCCGUUAGUGUUUCCACCAACACGCAACAGUAUCUCGAGGCACAAACCCAACCAGGUCAGCAAAAUCAACCGCCAGCCGGCACCGCUCCACCCACAGUACAAUCGAUGAGCUACGAGAGUAGCAGUGCUGGUGGUCCGACCGGCGGCGGUAGCAAGCGUUCCAAAUCUGCCUCGGCACGGCCAAUGUUUUCACCCGGUCCAACCCGUCCACCGUUCCGCAUACCGGAGUUUAAGUGGUCGUACAUCCACCAGCGCCUUCUCUCCGACGUUCUGUUUUCGCUCGAAACCGACAUCCAGGUGUGGCGCAGUCACUCGACCAAGAGCGUACUGGACUUUGUCAACUCGGCAGAAAAUGCCAUCUUUGUGGUGAACACUGUACACCUAAUUUCUCAGCUCGCCGACAAUCUGAUCAUUGCGUGCGGUGGUUUGCUACCACUGCUGGCCAGUGCCACCUCACCCAACUCGGAGUUAGACGUGCUCGAACCGACCCAGGGCAUGCCACUCGAUGUGGCCGUGUCCUUCCUUCAGCGGCUCGUCAACAUGGCGGAUGUGUUGAUUUUUGCCAGCUCGCUUAACUUUAGCGAACUCGAGGCGGAGAAAAACAUGUCGUCGGGCGGUAUACUGCGCCAGUGUUUGCGGUUGGUGUGUACGUGCGCGGUACGCAACUGUCUGGAGUGUAAGGAGCGUACGCGCGGUCUCUACAACGGUAUGUCGCUGAAGGACAUCCCGGGUGGGGUCCAUCUGCAAGCACUGAUUCGUGGUGCGCAGUCGACAUCGAAAACGAUCAUCGAGUCACUGUCCGGACCGAUGAGCCCGGUCAAGGAUCCGGAAAAGCUCCUGCAGGACAUGGACAUCAAUCGGCUGCGGGCGGUCAUCUAUCGCGAUGUGAAACGACUCUUUCAGGAGGAAACGAAACAGGCACAGUUUCUGUCCCUUGCCAUCGUCUACUUCAUCUCGGUGCUGAUGGUGUCGAAGUACCGGGACAUACUGGAGCCGCCGGUUGAGCUGCAGAUACAUCGCAACUCGUCGCCCGUCAUACAUCGGUCGACGCCCACCCAGGAGCCGAGCAAUCGGCCAUUGUUUCCGCAAUGGUCGCACCAUGUCUACCCACAGUUCCUGCCCGGUUCCCAUCCGAACCAUCAACCGACGGUAGUGCAUGGCAGCAGUAACACCAUCACAUCGUCCUCCUCGCAAACUAUCUCAUCCUCGUCCGGUUCGUCGUCGGCUGGCGGCGGGUGCGGCAACUUGCUUAACAACAACAACAACACGAACCUUAUCAACAACAACAAUCCGGCCGGUAUGAACCAUAAAGAUGGCGCCGCUAAUGUGGUGAUCGGUGGCGCCGGUAUCAACGGUGGCACCAUGCCAAUGUACUACGGGCAUGCCGCAUCCGGUGUUGGCACGAACGCCACCACCACGACCACCAACAACACGCUUAACAACAACGGCCAAGGUUUCGGUACUGGCGGUCCUGGCAACUGUAUCUUCACCAGCGAAGUGCUCAACUGCUACUCACCGGGAGCCGCUUCCGCUAUCGUCGGUGGUCACCUGCAGCAUCAUCCACAUCAACAAGCUGUAUCCCAACAGCAGCAACAGUUCACCCAACAACAGCAGCACGGGCUGAACAACAACUCACUGACGGCAAUGAUGAAUGCGGGCGGCCCGAAUGCAUACGGGUCCGGUACACCGAUCGGUGGUGGUGCACUUACCCAGCAGCAACACUUACGAGGCCGUCCUACUGCAACAACUACCACUUCCGGUCUGCACAAUGGUGUCGUCGGUCAUACCGUCGGUGGGAAGCUAUCGAAAGGUACGCAAUCCAUGCAAGAUGGUGAUUAUGAGGUGAUCGUAGUAGACGAAAACAACUCCUCCGUCAUAGCAGACAAUGAUUCACAUUCUAGCGGCCCACUGUCCAUAAAGGCCGUCACCUCUGCAAGCAACUCGCGCCGUACAUCGACGGCCAAACAGCUGGACCACUCGGUAUCGCCGUCCGUCGGUGCCGCUAGCACUAGUGACCUUCGUCUACAGUCCUGCUACCAGCAGCCAAUGCUAUCGUCCGGUCUCACAAACACGACCACUGCCACCGUUACACCGACCGUGACCGCCACCAUUGCCGUAAACGAGCGGCCGGACGUUGUCUACCGGGGGGUGCCACAGGGCCAGGCGAAGAGCGUGGACUCCGAUGGUGGAUCCCUUAAUCUGAACUCGACCGAAAACGACCCGCAGGAGGUAGAAACUUCGAGCGAAAUAAUGGCGGACGACAACAAGCCGACCAACUCGAACGACGAAAGCUGGACUGACGUGAAUCUGAACGACGAUGGUGCAAGCGAACUGAAGCCACCGCAGCGUGCAGAUGGUACUGGCGUCGGUGUUGGUAGCAUCGCGGGCAACAACGGUAGUGGUGGGGCCGGUGGUGAUCGGCUCGGUCCGAUAACGGGUACACUCGGGGGCCGUAUGGAUACUGUUGGUGGGGCGGGUGUCGAUCUCGGUGCCGGUGGUGCCGGUGGGGUAAAACUAGAGUCUGACAUUGCGGUGGUCCGUGUGCCGGAUGGGUAUGGUGGUCAAGUGGUACCGAGCGGUGGUUCGGUACGUGGCCGACCCGAGGACCUGAACCUAAAAGCACCGUUCGUGAGUCAGCUGCCGCUGGCGCUACCGUCGCGGGAAGCAAGUCUUACGCAGAAGCUAGAGAUAGCGCUUGGACCAGUCUGUCCACUGUUGCGCGAAAUUAUGGUUGAUUUCGCACCGUUCCUGUCGAAAACGUUGGUUGGUUCGCACGGUCAGGAGCUGCUGAUGGAGGGCAAAGGAUUGACGACGUUCAAGAACAGUCACUCGGUAGUGGAGUUGGUGAUGCUGCUCUGCUCGCAAGAGUGGCAGAACAGUUUGCAAAAGCAUGCCGGACUAGCGUUUAUUGAGCUGAUCAACGAAGGCCGGCUGUUGUCGCACGCGAUGAAAGAUCAUAUCGUUCGUGUGGCGAAUGAGGCCGAAUUCAUACUGAACCGCAUGCGGGCGGAUGAUGUGCUGAAGCAUGCCGACUUUGAGUCCCAGUGUGCCCAGACGCUGCUUGAGCGGCGCGAGGAGGAACGCAUGUGCGAUCAUCUGAUUACUGCAGCCCGGCGACGCGAUAACGUGAUCGCAAGCCGCCUGCUGGAGAAGGUACGCAACAUUAUGGGCAAUCGGCACGGAGCGUGGGGCGAUAUGAAUGCAAACUAUCAGAAGCAAAUCUUCUGGAAGCUGGACGCGUGGGAGGACGAUGCGAGACGUCGGAAGCGUAUGGUGCAGAAUCCGCGCGGUUCCAGUCAUCCGCAGGCCUCGUUGAAAGCAUCGCUUGAAAACGGUACCGCAGCGUCUGGAUCGACGACAACGGCCGCAGGGACGGCACCGGCAGGAACGGACGAAGCGGCAGUCGGUGCGGAAACGACAGCGCCCGGUGCACGACCGGCUGGUGUCGCACGGGAGGAAAUCUACUCACAGAUUGCCGUGCCACGGUCACAGCAGCCCGAUCUGCUGGACGAUUCGGAGCUGUUAAUAGAGGAUCGCGAGCUGGAUCUCGACCUGACCGGACCGGUAAACAUUAGCACGAAGGCGAAACUGAUUGCGCCCGGGCUGGUCGCACCGGGCACCAUGUCAAUUACCUCCACCGAGAUGUACUUCGAGGUGGACGAAGAGAAUGGCGAGUUCCAGCAGAUCGACCAGGAGGUGCUCAAGUAUUGUGAUCACCUACACGGCAAGUGGUACUUUUCGGAAAUUCGAGCUAUCUUUUCACGCCGGUAUCUGCUGCAGAAUGUGGCACUGGAAAUUUUUCUUGCCAGCCGUACCUCGAUACUGUUCGCCUUUCCCGAUCAGCACACGGUAAAGAAGGUGAUCAAAGCGUUGCCAAGGGUUGGGGUAGGCAUCAAAUACGGUAUACCGCAGACACGCCGUGCCUCGAUGAUGUCACCUCGUCAGCUGAUGCGCAACUCCAACAUGACGCAAAAGUGGCAGAGGCGCGAAAUCUCCAACUUUGAGUAUCUGAUGUUUCUGAACACGAUUGCCGGGCGUACGUACAACGAUCUCAACCAGUACCCGGUGUUCCCGUGGGUGAUCACCAACUAUGAGUCGCGCGAGCUAGACCUCAGCCAACCGUCAAACUAUCGCGAUCUCUCGAAACCGAUCGGUGCGCUGAAUCCGAGCCGUCGCGAAUAUUUCGAGGAGCGGUACGAAACCUGGGACACGCCCGGUAUUCCACCAUUCCACUAUGGUACGCACUACUCAACAGCCGCCUUCGUGCUGAACUGGUUGAUACGCAUCGAACCGUUCACGACGAUGUUCCUAGCGCUUCAGGGUGGUAAGUUUGAUCAUCCGGAUCGACUGUUCUCGUCCGUCGCACUGUCGUGGAAAAACUGUCAGCGUGAUACGUCCGACGUGAAGGAGCUCAUACCGGAGUGGUAUUUCCUGCCGGAGAUGUUCUACAAUGCGUCCGACUAUCGGUUGGGCCAGCGGGACGAUGGCAGCACGGUCGGGGACGUCGAUCUUCCGCCGUGGGCAAAAACACCCGAAGAGUUUGUGCGCAUCAAUCGGAUGGCGCUCGAAUCGGAGUUUGUGUCCUGCCAGUUGCACCAGUGGAUCGAUCUUAUCUUCGGCUACAAACAAAGGGGUCCGGAAGCAAUGCGUGCUACGAACGUGUUUUACUACCUUACGUACGAAGGUAGCGUAGAUUUGGACACGAUCGGUGAUCCAGUAACGCGGGAUGCGAUCGAGAAUCAGAUACGAAACUUUGGACAAACUCCCAGCCUGCUGCUGAUGGAGCCGCAUCCUCCACGGUCUUCUGCGAUGCAUCUCUCACCGAUGAUGUUCAACACGAUGCCGGAUGACGUGUGCAUGUCGCUGAAGUUCCAUCUCAAUUCGCCGAUCAUACACAUCUCGGCCAACACGUAUCCGCAGCUACCGUUACCAUCGGUUGUAACUGUUACCGCGGGCCAUCAGUUUGCGGUGAACCGCUGGAACUGUCAGUACACGGCCAGCAUUCAAAGUCCGAGCUAUGCCGAAUCGACGCAAAACAUGAACGCCAAUCUACCGCUUACGAUGGAUCCAUUGUUGUCUCAACUAAACGGACACAACAGCAGUAAUCAGCAGAACCGGCGCCAUCUCGGUGACAACUUUAGCCAAAAACUGCAGAUCAAGUCCAACUGUUACGUAACCACGGUGGACAGUCGGUUUUUGAUUGCGUGCGGCUUUUGGGACAACAGUUUCCGCGUGUUCUCCACCGAAACGGCCAAGAUUGUGCAGAUUAUCUUUGGACAUUUCGGCGUGGUAACGUGUCUGUCACGGUCCGAGUGUAACAUCACGUCCGAUUGCUACAUCGCGUCCGGUUCGGCUGACUGUACGAUACUGUUGUGGCACUGGAACGCACGCACACAGUCAAUCGUUGGGGAGGGUGAGAUACCAACGCCUCGUGCUACGCUCACAGGACAUGAAACAGCCGUGACAUCGGUGGUUAUCAGUGCCGAGCUUGGACUGGUUGUGUCUGGUUCGAUAAACGGACCGGUGCUGGUACAUACCACGUUCGGUGAUCUGUUGCGUUCGCUAGAAGCACCGAAAGAUUUCAUCUCGCCCGAAAACAUUACCCUGUCGCGCGAAGGUUUCAUCGUGGUGAACUACGACGAAGGCAGCGUCGCCGCAUACACCAUCAACGGAAAGCUGCUGCGCUACGAGUCGCACAACGAUAACCUUCAGUGCAUGCUGCUAUCGCGCGAUGGCGAAUAUUUAAUGACGGCUGGUAAUAAGGGCAUCGUAGAGGUGUGGCGAACGUUUAAUCUCGCACCAUUGUACGCGUUCCCAGCCUGCAACAGUGGCAUACGUUCGCUUGCUCUCACGCACGAUCAGAAAUAUUUGCUAGCUGGACUGGCAACCGGAUCGAUUAUCGUGUUUCACAUCGAUUUUAACCGCUGGCACCAUGAGUAUCAGCAGCGUUACUGAAGACCCAACCGACCG
Molecule: messenger RNA, 10787 nt
Organism: Anopheles maculipalpis
Lineage: Eukaryota; Metazoa; Arthropoda; Insecta; Diptera; Culicidae
Gene: rg
Product: neurobeachin
Exons: 25
Coding region: 159-10772 (3537 amino acids)
Biological process (GO): intracellular protein localization
Cellular component (GO): membrane; cytosol
Molecular function (GO): protein kinase binding
Source: RefSeq, a predicted model, not a curated record